UGGGCCAUGAUGCGCACGUGGGCCGGAUACAGCCUGAUUCGCCGAGCGAGGGAGGAACGGACGCACCGGCGAGAGAAGAUGCGGUGGCCGGCGGCGAGCCAAACCAAUGACGGCCGGUGACGAAAAGGGGGCUGGAGGCGAAGGCCGAGAGGGAGAGGCACCUCCGCGCCGGCGACGUCUUGCAGCGCGGCCAGGCAAGUCAUAACCGCCGCGCUACGGUUGGGGAUGAAGGGUUGGAGCCGCGGCAGACGACAACGAUGAGGUCGCGGGGAGGGCAGCCCGGCACAGGAGCCGGCGGCGAGGGUGGAGGGGCGGGACGGGGGCGCGUGGCGGCGCGGGGGGAUGGAGUUGGGUGCGGCUGCGCUCCUCACGCACGGGCUCGCUACUGAUUGAAAGGUACGCGCCCUCCGCAGCCAACCGUCCCAAACCCAACCAAACUCUCCCUCUCCCUGCCUCCGCGCACACACUGCCCCUCGGAUUGGGCUUCUCUCGCCUCCGCGCGCCGACCAUGGCCUCCUCGCUCGUCUCGCGCCCGCACCUCUCCGCGCGCCCCGUCCGCGCCGCCUCCCUGGCCUCCCCUUCCCGCGCCUGUGUCGCGGCCGGCGUGCGGUGCCAGGCGCAGGCGGCGGGGGACUUGGACCGCCACUACAUGCGGCGGUGCGUGGAGCUGGCGCGCAAGGCGGCCGGCCACACCAGCCCCAACCCUAUGGUGGGAUGUGUCAUCGUCCGCGACGGCCGCGUCGUCGGAGAGGGAUUCCACCCCAAAGCCGGCCAGCCACACGCCGAGGUCUUUGCUCUGAGAGAUGCAGGUGAUUUAGCUGAGAAUGCAACUGCUUAUGUGAGCUUGGAGCCCUGCAACCACUACGGGAGGACUCCUCCUUGCACUGAAGCACUAAUCAAUGCAAAAGUAAAGGAAGUUGUCAUGGGGAUGACUGACCCAAAUCCUAUUGUGGCAUCCAAAGGGAUUGAAAAGCUCCAAGGUGCUGGGAUAGAUGUGAGGGUGGGCGUGGAGGAAGCGUUGUGUCGCAAACUAAAUGAAGCUUACAUUCAUCGCAUGCUCAGCGGGAAGGCUUUUGCGACUUUGAGAGCUACACUCUCAAUGAAUGGAAUCGUCACAAACCAACUUGGGAAGGGAGCUGAUCUGUCAGGUGGGUACUACUCGCAAUUGAUGAAAGAAUACGACGGAGUCAUAAUUUCAAGCGACCUGGCCAAAAUGUCAACCUUACCGGUCUCGCACGAAGCUGGCGCAAACCAACCUCAGUAUAUCAUCAUAGCACAGGGAGAAAGUUCCCGACUACAUAUCCCAUCUCUCAGCGAAGAGCAUGCAUCUAAGGCGAUAGUUCUUGCUGAUAGCCCUAUCACCGUGGAGCCAGCCGGGGUUGAAGUCGCCGUCCUUCGUCAGAUAGAUCUAGACUCCAUCCUUCAACUCCUCGCACAGCGAGGGCUUUGCAGCGUGCUGGUGGAUUUCAGAGAGGCCGGGGAAAGCUUUGCGUCGCUUCUAAACGACUUCCAGGAGGAAAAGCUGGUUCAGAAGGUUGUCGUGGAGGUACUGCCUGUAUGGCUAGCGAGCGAAGGGCUCAACAACCUGGCGUUUGGUGGAAGCCAAUCGUUCCCGCUGAAGAACGUGGAGCACAGGGAGGUGAAUGGAAGUGUGCUGCUGGAGGGCUAUGUCUAGAAUCAUUUCUGCAGGAUGAUUGGUGACCUCAUGCCAGUAUGGGUUUGUCCUCCUGUAAACUGAUAGUCGUGUAAGCUUGGCUCGUAAGCUGCAACCGUGGGAUUUGUUUUGUAGAGUUGAAUCCAUGUCAUGAGAUGUUUGUGCACUACUGCUUCUCCACUGUUCUCAUCUGAUCGUCUCAA
Molecule: messenger RNA, 1857 nt
Organism: Setaria italica (foxtail millet)
Lineage: Eukaryota; Viridiplantae; Streptophyta; Magnoliopsida; Poales; Poaceae
Product: riboflavin biosynthesis protein PYRD, chloroplastic
Exons: 3
Coding region: 509-1675 (388 amino acids)
Biological process (GO): riboflavin biosynthetic process
Molecular function (GO): zinc ion binding; diaminohydroxyphosphoribosylaminopyrimidine deaminase activity
Source: RefSeq, a predicted model, not a curated record